AUGAAUAUACUUUCAUCAUCAUCUGUUUCAUGGUCUAAAAUCGGAUUAAUUGCAUAUGCCGAUAACGUUUCAACUGAAGGAAACCUUUCUAUUACUUUUUUAGAGACUAUUAAUGGUUUAAAUUGGCGUUUUCAUGAACCUCAGAAAUAUUGUAUUCAUCCACAUCUUCAUGAAACGCAAUUCCAUUCUAGUUCGAACGUAUUUGUUGGUGGAUCUCAUGGCCCAAAUUCUGUAAAUUCUGGUAAUACCAUUCCUGCUAGCACAGGACAAACUAGUACACCAAGUAUAUUAGGCAGUUUGCCAGUAUCCAACAAUGCUUCCAAGAGUAGUUCCCACCAUUUUUUUUAUAGCAUUUCAUCUGUUUAUUGGAAUAAUUGGUUUAAUUUACCAGGUGAUAUGUUGGCAGUAUGUGAUGAAUUAGGUAAUAUGACAAUGCUAAUAUUAGGACAAAGCCCUCAAGGUCCUGUAACUAUUGACAAAUUAACCAUGUUAUUCCAAGACAAUGUUUACAAAUUACAUAAUCAAUUACUUCCAUUACAACAAGUGAAUGAAAAAUCAGAUAAAAUUGAACGAAAAGAAACAAAGAAAGAAUAUCAAACUACAAUUUUAGACUUUUCAUGGUUUAGUUCUUCGAAACCGAUAAUAUCUUCACAAUUUUGUGUUUUAGAUAGUAGUACUGAUUUGUAUAAGAAUAAAGUACAGCAAAUCCAACCAUAUGGUGUAUUUUAUCCACCAUCAAUGAAAUAUGGAUGUUUAGCAGUGCGUAAAAAUGGUCAAGUUGAUUUUUGGUAUCAAUUUUCUAAUUCUAAAAACCAUAAGAAGAUCACUACACAUCUUUUAAAUGCUCAAAAUAAAGAAACUAAUGAAUUAGAUUGGUUACAAUUUGCCAAGAUUACACCUAUGAACGAAGAUCAAUGUAUAUUAAUAACUACAUUUUCGAGAAUCUCCAAAAGAUUAACGUUUUAUAAAUUACAUGUCAAUUGGAACAUUAAUCCAACCAAUCCAACUAUUAUAAAUAAUCCAUCGUUGAGAGUAUACCAUCUUUUAGAAACUACUGUUGAUUCAAUCAAUGAAGAAGGGAAUCCAAUAGAAUUGACUGAUCUUUAUAUAUUAUCCCGACCAUCUAGUGAGAAGGAACCACCUUUAGAGGUCUUAUUAAUCUUUGAAAAUCUUGAAGAUUCUACUUCGAUAAUUAAACGAUAUCGUUUAACAAAGAGUAAAGUAUCCAAAGAUUUUUUAAAGAUGCUAAACAUUGAUAUUAAUAAUAUUCAAGAUCAAAAUAGUAAUACAGUUUUGAAUCAUACUAAUAAUACUUCAACUAAUAAUAAUAAUAAUAUGAAUAAUAACUAUACCAACAUGUUAUCUAGCAAAAGAUAUACUUUGACAUUUUUUGAUAAAAUUAAAUUAGAGAAACGUGUAGUUUCAAUUUCAUCAAAAAAUCUUUAUGAAUUUAUAACUAUUUAUUUUGAAGACGGUACUAUUAAAACAUAUAGUCACAAUGAAUGGAAAUUAGAAAGUGAUAAAUUAAAGAAUCAAAAUAAUUUAGGUAAAUAUCGUAAUAUAUUAACAUCAGUUAUUAGUUGUGGAUUCCAAUUUCCUAAAACAUUCCAUUCAUCAUCAUUAGAAUGGAUGAUAAUUUCACCAUCAAUGACAGGUGCUAUUGUCAAAUUAAAAAAAAGGCAAACUCCUAAUUAUUUUGCCAUUGAAACAGAUGUAUCUGAUGGUGAAAGAGAUAGAUUAACUGCCACAGCAUAUGCAUUUGGAUUUGUAUCAAGUACUCAUCGACAACUAUCAUCGGAAGAUUUAUCCAUUUCAUGUAAAACUCAUUUAAUGAAAAUAAAUGAAGUUAACAAUGAGAGAGCUCACGAAUUUGUAACAAGUUUGAUGACCUCAAUUUAUUCAUUUUUCAACAUGACACCUGACGCACCAAAGGAUAUAUUAGAUAAAAUGAUUUCAAGUAGACCUGUUCAGAAGACCAUAUUAUUACAAUUAGAAUUAUCGAAUGGAUUAAAGCAAACUAACAUUUAUGAGAUGUCCAGAUCAAUAAUGAGUUUAAGAAAUGUAUUAUUCGCGUUUAAUGGUGUGGCAAGAAAUUUACAAUUUGCUAUUGAACAAAUUAAUAGUAAUAGUAUAUCACAUUCCAAUGGUAAAUUAUUUCAAGCUAUCUUUACCAAACAAGAUUUAAUCCAUUCUUUAAUUCCCAUAGCCAAAUGGUUUAUCAAAUUUGUUACAUAUUUAAUCCAAGGAGCCAUAUUGAUGAUUAAUGAUAAUAAUAGUAAAUCAAAUACUUUAGUGUUGGGUAUCCUUGGUGCUAAGAUUCCACGAACUAUCAUGAUCUCCAUCCUUUCUGAAAUUAAUAAAGUGAUUCAAUUAAUUACAAAAUAUCCUGAAACUACAUUCCCCAUUCUGGAUGAAUCAUCUAAUUUCCUAAGAAUGAUUAUUUUAGAAUCUCCAAUCAAUUUAGAAGAUUUAGAGAGAUUGUUAAUUGAUGUUAAUACUUCAUUGAUUAAGUUUACAGAACAUAAACCAUAUUUUAUUAAAAACCCUCGACUAUUAGUUACAUCUGCUGUCUUGGAAGGUGAUAAAGAUGUGGAAAAUUAUUUAUUAUCUUUGGUUAAAAAUACAUUCUUGAAAGAUGAUACUACCUCGAAUAUUUUUUUCAGUGAUACUAAUGGCUUACGUAUUACUAAUGAUGUUUUUUUCCAAAAGGAAUUAUUACAAUCUUUACAACCACUUUCCAAGGGACUUGUAGUAGAUCAAGAAAUUUUACCAAACAAAUUCCAAGACUCAAAAUCAAUCAGUAUAUUAACAUACGAUAGUAUCUCCUAUGAAGAAUUUACAUUAGAUGAAAUACAGGGGAAGAAAUUGAAAAGAUGUUGUCGAUGUGGCAGUAUCACACGUGCAGGGUAUACCAUAUUUCCCAGCAGAGCAGUGAUAGCUACAAGUAUACAAACCAAGAGAUGGCCCACGAUGUAUUCGCGGGUAUGUAUCUGUUCUGGAUACUUGUAUGAAUUGGACACAUACACACCAACUGGUAUGACUCCAUCAAAUGCCAUUGCUACUCCAUUAUUAAACAAUACAAAUCAAAAUUCAAAUAGUGAACUAGAUUUAAACAGCGGAGACAACAGCAAUAAUACUCACCUUCAUUCUUCAACUCAUCAUCAUCAUAAUCAAUCACACCACCCAAUGGAAGGUAUUGUAUCUACCAACACCAAUACACCUGCACCCACAAUGAUAUAA
Henningerozyma blattae CBS 6284 is the source of this 3240-nucleotide messenger RNA. RefSeq names its product Sin4p (gene SIN4). The transcript has a single exon. The record is from RefSeq and is a predicted model, not a curated record. Gene Ontology annotation, cellular component: mediator complex. The coding region runs from base 1 to 3240 and encodes 1079 amino acids. Lineage: Eukaryota; Fungi; Ascomycota; Saccharomycetes; Saccharomycetales; Saccharomycetaceae.